AUGAAACAAAAAAAUAGUGACUUUAAGUUCGUUUUAUACAUCGCUCCAAAAGCUCUAAAGGAAGCUGCUAGUUCUACACCAGCUCCUUCGUCUUCUUCAACCUCAACUUCUGUCCCUACCAAUUUAGAUUUAGAAAUUAUCCAAGAAGUUUUUGGCUCACUACCAGAAAAAAUAACGGAGUUUGAAUUUUUAGACAUAUCUAAAAUUGGCAUAUCCAACAAAAUUUUAACAGUUAUUCCACCUUCGAAUAACAACAAUAAUAAUAACAAAAAAGUUGAUGACAUUCCUGAAAAUUCUUCUUCAUCUAAAGAUAGGUUAAAACUUUUGGAUUCUGACGAAUAUCUCGAGAAUGAUAAUAUGGAAGAAGACUUAAGACUUUACAGUUGUUACAAAAGCUACCCCUUUGCAGUUACCAACGUGGCUGCCACAGCUUUACACAUGACCAUUCCUGAUCUUAAGAUUGACACUUUCUGUGAUUUCUCUCAAUAUAAAGCUGAUAUGCAAUUCAAUGAAAGGGCUAUCCAUGUCACCGAUAUUCCUUUACAGAUGAAGCCUACUAAUAUCAAACAAGUUUUUGCCAAAUAUGAAACAGUUACUGAUUUUAAAAUGACAAAUGAUUUUGUCUGUAUCAAUCCUUGCACUUUGUCUCCAAAAGAAAUUAAAUAUAGGAAUACACACUAUAUCAAAUUAACAAAUCUUCCUUUUGGUACCUCUGCAAGAGAUCUUCAUAAUAUAAUUCUUGCUACUAAAGCUAGAGCUA
This is a messenger RNA of Funneliformis geosporum, 760 nucleotides long. Lineage: Eukaryota; Fungi; Glomeromycota; Glomeromycetes; Glomerales; Glomeraceae. The record is from the annotation of a GenBank genome assembly.